GCCAGAUCGUUUGCCCUGUACCCUGACACCUGACUGGGAUGCGGUAGAUUAAAAUAGAUCGCAUUCUUGUUCCUUCUGCCUAGUAAGAACUCACAAAACUCGUCAGAUAAGCAAUUAUCACUAUCGUCCAUACAACCGAAGAGUCCAUAAAUGGAGGAUUAUGGACCAACUAUUUCAUUGCUAGCAAGUGGCACUUUCGUAAACGAUCUUCGGCUAGUCUCCCGGUUCAGAAUUACUAUAAUCAAUUUCAUUUCUAUCUUUCAACACAUCUUCAUUUACUGGUUCAGCAUGUGGAGAAUCACUAUCACUGAGCUCAUCGCUUUCUAUUUCAUAUGGCGCCAGACUGACACCACCUAG
This is a messenger RNA of Acanthoscelides obtectus, 357 nucleotides long. NCBI's taxonomy places the organism in Eukaryota, Metazoa, Arthropoda, Insecta, Coleoptera, Chrysomelidae. The record is from the annotation of a GenBank genome assembly.